AUGAGCGAGGACACGCAACCAAGGGCGCCGUAUAGCCAUCAACGCGAGGCCGGCUCUGUACGAACCGCCUUGCCCUCAAGGCCAAUGUCGUCCAAACCGAAUGACAUGCCUGGGGCAUCUUCUCAGGAACGAACCAGACUUCCGACUGACCCGGAAAAUCGAGACUACCGAUCAAAAUUUGGUGGCUCCCCAGGCUCCAGAACAACUCCCCCCAGCGACUCAAUACCCAAGGUUCCCAGCCCUGGCUCGUCGAAAUUGGAUCAUGGCCCAAAAGCGAGUCCGCCCCCAGGAGGCGGCCAAGGCCAAGGCCAGGUCUGCAGCAACUGCGGCACCACUCGAACUCCUUUGUGGAGAAGGUCACCUCAAGGAGCUACGAUUUGCAACGCCUGCGGCCUCUAUCUAAAAGCUAGGAAUGCCUCCCGUCCAACCAGUCUCAAGAGACCACCGAAUGUCGUUCCCGCGGAUCUUCCCCGAACCAGUCCUUCGAAGCCCCUUCAGGCGUCUUCGUCCAAGAAUCCGUCUAGCGCGAACCCAGCAAGUUAUGUUUCUGCCGACCAAACCCCUGGAGGAACCUGUCCUGGCGGCGGUCGGUGCAAUGGAACAGGUGGCGCCGAAGGAUGUAAUGGGUGCCCUGCCUACAACAACCGUGUGUCCAAGAGCUCUCAUCUGAACGUCAUGCAAAAGCGACAGGGUUGCCAGAGUCGACCCGAGAGUGUGAAACCUGAACCCGUUCCCGUCGACGUCAACGCUCUCCAGGGCCAAUCCUCCAACGCUGUCGUCAUUGCGUGCCAAAACUGUGGGACCACCAUCACUCCCUUGUGGAGAAGAGAUGAAAGUGGCCAUACCAUUUGCAACGCUUGUGGAUUGUACUAUAAACUCCAUGGUGUUCAUCGCCCCGUGACAAUGAAAAAAUCAACCAUCAAGAGACGGAAACGAAUUAUCCCUGUUACUCAGGAUGAGGAAAUGGAAGACGCCAUGGACUCGGUCGAAAUACAGAACCAGAGCCAAGAGCCAACUCCCGAGAGAGGAACGAUCAAUGAUGAUGGGUCUAUCAACUUGGGUUUGCGGAGGCGUCCAGAACACCCUCUCACGAUCGAACCCCAUCCUGUCAUGCGUCCAAACAGAAGGAUGUCACCUUUACCAUCUACGUCCGACCUCGCGGCAUAUCAUCAAUCCAACAACAUGCGCAAUCUCCCUUCUUCACUUAACGACGACAAUAGGUUACCCCCGAUGACAUCGAUGACGGCCGCUGCCGACAGACAGUCGUCUCUAUCCCCUGCGUCUUUCCUCUCGCCGACACGGAAACGCUCCUUCUCUACGACCGAAGGCGAACCGUUCAACUUGAACGAGGGCGGACAGGAGAGCACGAAGCGAAUCUCGUCGAUUAAUCUCAAAUCAAUCCUGAACCCUGCGAACUCAACCGGUAGCCCCUCGAAUACAGGGCCAGGGAGCGACGACGGGGACUAUUCCCUCCCACCCAUACGGUCGCCUGGAAGUACAACCGCCUCGGCUCCGAGCCCCGGGGCUUUUUCGAAUCGAGACCCCACCCCGGGCGCCCCACCAGGCUCGCGCGACUUGAACAUGGAGAGUGAGAGGCUUAAAUCCGAGCGCCGAGCUGCCCUCCAACGGGAGGCUGAGAGGAUGCGAGAGAUGCUUGCUGCUAAGGAGCGAGAGCUGCAGGAACUUGGACAUGAUUGA
This is a messenger RNA of Ilyonectria robusta, 1698 nucleotides long. RefSeq lists its product as uncharacterized. The coding region runs from base 1 to 1698 and encodes 565 amino acids. Gene Ontology annotation, molecular function: DNA-binding transcription factor activity, RNA polymerase II-specific; RNA polymerase II cis-regulatory region sequence-specific DNA binding; zinc ion binding. The transcript has 3 exons. Gene Ontology annotation, biological process: negative regulation of transcription by RNA polymerase II; positive regulation of transcription by RNA polymerase II. The record is from RefSeq and is a predicted model, not a curated record. NCBI's taxonomy places the organism in Eukaryota, Fungi, Ascomycota, Sordariomycetes, Hypocreales, Nectriaceae.